This is a messenger RNA of Macaca mulatta (Rhesus monkey), 1763 nucleotides long. The record is from RefSeq and is a predicted model, not a curated record. NCBI's taxonomy places the organism in Eukaryota, Metazoa, Chordata, Mammalia, Primates, Cercopithecidae.
GGCCCAGAGUGGGCGUGGCUUACGUGUCCGCCGGCUUUCCUGGCCGGCCUGGCAGGGGGGCCAGGUUGCCAUGACGACCGCGGCUAGGUCGCUGCAGACUCGAGCCAUGGGCAGCAGGAAGAAGGAAAUUGCCCUGCAGGUCAACAUCAGCACCCAAGAGCUUUGGGAGGAAAUGCUCAGUUCCAAAGGACUAACUGUUGUUGAUGUCUAUCAAGGCUGGUGUGGCCCCUGCAAACCUGUGGUGAGCCUCUUCCAGAAGAUGAGGAUCGAGGUCGGCCUGGACCUUCUGCACUUUGCAUUAGCAGAGGCAGAUCGUCUUGAUGUCCUCGAAAAGUACCGAGGGAAGUGCGAGCCAACCUUUCUGUUUUAUGCAGGAGGAGAACUGGUGGCUGUGGUUAGAGGAGCAAAUGCCCCACUGCUGCAGAAAACCAUCCUAGACCAGCUGGAGGCCGAAAAGAAAGUGCUGGCUGAAGGCAGAGAACGGAAAGUGAUUAAAGAUGAGGCUCUUUCUGAUGAAGACGAAUGUGUUUCCCAUGGAAAGAACAAUGGUGAAGAUGAGGACGUGGUUUCAUCAGACAGGACCUGUACCUUGGCCAUCAUUAAACCAGAUGCAGUGGCCCACGGAAAGACCGAUGAGAUUAUCAUGAAGAUUCAGGAAGCUGGGUUUGAAAUUCUAACAAAUGAAGACAGAACCAUGACAGAGGCAGAAAUGCGACUUUUCUACCAACACAGAGCUGGAGAGGAGGCAUUUGAGAAGCUGGUACAUCACAUGUGCAGUGGACCAAGCCACCUCCUGAUCCUUACCAGGACUGAGGGCUUCGAAGACGUGGUCACUAGCUGGCGAACCGUCAUGGGCCCCUGUGACCCCAAUGUGGCCAGGAGGGAGCAGCCUGAAAGUCUCCGAGCUCAGUAUGGCACAGAAAUGCCCUUUAAUGCCGUCCACGGAAGCCAGGACAGAGAAGAUGCUGACAGAGAACUGGCAUUGCUCUUCCCCAGUUUGAAAUUUUCAGACAAAGAUACAGAAGCCCCUCAGGGCGGUGAGGCUGAAGCAACAGAGGGGCCCACUGAGGCGCUUUGCUUUCCCGAGGAUGUGGAUUGAGAUGGCUGUGCUGCUCUUCCGGAGCACGUGACCAGGGGUCUACUGCACAAAACGGACCUCCAGAAUCGGAACUUACUCUUUUGAGUACCAAUACUUUUUCGUUUAGCUGUCUUUUGUAGACAAUGGAAAUAAUACGGCUGGGCGUAGUGGCUCACGCCUGUAAUUCCAGCACUUUGGGAGGCCGAGGCAGGUGGGUCACUUAAGGUCAGGAGUUCGAGACCAGCCUGCCCUACAUGGUGAAACCCUGUCCCUACUAAAAAUACAAAAAAUUAGCCAGGCGUGGUGGCGUGCGCCUGUAAUCCCAGCUACUUGGGUGGCUUAGGCAUGAGAAUCGCUUGAACCGGGGAGGUGAAGGUUGAAGUGAGCCGAGAUCAUGCCACUGCACUCCAGCCUGGGUGACAGAGUGAGACUCUGUCUUAAUUAAAAAAAAAAAAAAAAAAAAAAAAAGUAAAGAAAGAGAAUAGUAUAUACUUUUCUGCCUUAUUAAACAGUAUGUAGAACACAGUUUUGUUUUGUUUUUUUUCUAUCUUUGGGAUUUUACAAAAUAAUUGAACAUCAGUUAUUACAUCCUGUUGUGAGAUAUAGUGUCAUCUCAGAGGAUACUGGGUUAUAUGAGAUGGUGUUUCCCCAACAAUAAAUCUACCUUAUGAAUUAAACAAUUUUA